Eptesicus fuscus (big brown bat) is the source of this 846-nucleotide messenger RNA. RefSeq names its product T-cell ecto-ADP-ribosyltransferase 2-like. Lineage: Eukaryota; Metazoa; Chordata; Mammalia; Chiroptera; Vespertilionidae. The transcript has 3 exons. The coding region runs from base 1 to 846 and encodes 281 amino acids. The record is from RefSeq and is a predicted model, not a curated record. Gene Ontology annotation, molecular function: NAD+ poly-ADP-ribosyltransferase activity; NAD+-protein-arginine ADP-ribosyltransferase activity.
AUGACUUCUCUUCUAGCCACAGCAGUUCACUUUUUGAUCCUAACUCAAUGGCUAACACAACAGGUGACCGGCCGGGUACAACCAGCUCAAUCAUGUCGGCUAGACAUGGCUGAAGAUGCAUUUGAUGAUCAGUAUGUGGGCUGUAUUAAAGAAAUGGAGGCAAAAGCACCCCAGCUGUUAGAAGAAGAACUUAAAGUGAAUAAAAAUUUAAGCAGAGACUGGAAAGAGGCAAAGAUAGAAUGGGAGAAAAUAAAGAACAAAAUAGACUCUUCAAAACGACUCAGUGAUUUCCAUGGAAUAGCUCUAGUAACCUAUACUGGAAAUAUUUCAACAGAAUUUAACAAAGCUGUAAGAAACUUCCGUCACAAUGCAGAUAAGUUUCAGUUCAAAGCCUUCCAUUAUUAUUUGACAAGAGCUCUUCAGCUUCUCACGCCAGAAAAGAAAACGUGUUAUACAGUUUAUAGAGGUUGUAAGACAACGUUUGAUUACAGUGGGAAAGGACAUGUACGUUUUGGCCAAUUUGCCUCAUCAUCUCUCUCUAAAGAUGUAGCUAAAGAUUUUAUGGGAAAUUUUAAGGGAACUCUGUUUACCAUCAAAACCUGCUCGGGUGUUAAAAUUAAAAAGUUCUCUUUCUAUCCAUAUGAAGAGGAAGUGUUAAUUCCAGGCUAUGAAGAGUACCAGGAAGUCAUCAAAAAUAACAAUGACAUUUCACUUACCGAGCCCAAAAUAUCUAAGAGUAACUACAAUUGUUUCUAUAUCAACAGCUCAGGAAUGAAAGAAAGUUCUGCAUUCAUUCUGCUGCUGCCUGGCCUCCUGGCCCUGCUGCUCCUCCCUGCUGAGCUGUAA